AUGAGUGUCCUUGGGGAUGAUCCAUUUGUAAACGGUGGUGAAACAUCAUCUGAAACCAAAUUCUCAACCACAAAAACCAAGCUCACUGAUAUUCAAGACAAUCAAAAUUCAGCUGAUGAAUUCCACCCAGCGGCCUAUUGCUACAUAUCUGAUCAAAAAGUGCAUUUCACCCCUAUUGACGAUGAUUCAGAUGAGGAGGAUAAUAACAGAGUAUCUGCUACUUUCCAAAAGACACCUUUGUUGAAGUAUGAUGCUGAUUAUUUGCCAGAUAAGCUUUAUCUAAAGAAUAAGAAUUUCCUUUACUCGUUGAACAAUCCUUCCAUUUCCGACGUUGAGACUGAUACAAAUACCAACCUGAUUACCUCAAAUGGAAAUAAUUUGUCAUCCCCUUCAGCAGAUCCCUCAUCCACGGCUCAAUUCCAACCUUCACCCUCAUCAAGAUCACCAUCACCAAAUCCAGUAGCCAAUAAUGCUGCUAAAAAAACAUGUUUGUACUUUCCGAAAUACGUUAUAAAUCUUGCAGAGAAUCUUGAAACUGAUUUUGCCCAAUUGAAACGUUUGAUUGUGAGAGUGUUCCCACAGUGGACAGAUACUACGAAACUUGAAAUGAAUCAAUUGACCGGAGGUAUCACAAAUAUGCUACUUUCAUGCACUUACAACAAAGAGUCAACUAUCUUGAUUCGAGUAUAUGGCCAUGGAACAAAUUUGAUUAUUGACCGACAUAGGGAGUUUAUUUCACAUUUGAUCCUAAACUCAAUUGAUUUAGCGCCAACUGUAUUUGCCAGAUUCAAGAACGGGCUUAUAUAUGGAUAUCUUUCUGGAAGGUCAUUGAAACCGGAAGAAUUGAGUAAGGAAGCUUUGUAUCCUUUCAUUGCACAACAAUUGGGCAAUUGGCACAAGUCAUUAAAUUACAAGUUGAUCGAAGAAGGUGUUGAUAAAAUAAGAACUUUGAGAAUUGGCGCCAGAAGGAAUUCCGUAAGCAAGAAAAAACUGGCCAAAAAGAAACGAUUCAUUUCCAACAUAUGGGAAUUAAUUGAUGAUUGGAUUGAAAUUGUUCCGAUUAAUCCUGAGUUGAUAGCUUCGUUCCAACAACAUUUAAAUGAGGAUGUAAACGAAGGAAACUUGAAAGAAGUGGUCAAGAAGGAGUUUUACUGGUUAAAAUCUGUUCUUGAAGAGGUGAACUCACCGAUUGUAUCUUGUCACUGUGACUUGUUGUCCGGUAAUGUUAUUGUCCCCGAUGAUAUUGACUCCAAAAUUCACCCUGGACAAUUACUACCGUCAGUUGAACAAAAUCCGAUUCAAUUUAUCGACUAUGAAUACAUGCUUCCAGCACCUAGAGCUUUUGAUAUAGCCAAUCAUUUGGCAGAAUGGCAAGGUUUCAACUGUAACCGAAAUGCAAUUCCUGAACCUACUAUUGUAAACCCCGUGAUUUUAAAAUGGUGUGAAAGUUAUCUAGACACUUCUCAGUCCAGUCCAACAGAGAUUGAAACUUUGAUCAACGAAGUAUCCAUGUUUUAUGGUUUGCCUGGAUUUUAUUGGGGUAUAUGGGCCAUGAUUCAAAGCGAGCUUUCAAACAUUGAGUUUGAUUAUGCAAAAUACGGAAAAUUGAGGUUAGAAGAAUAUUGGGAUUGGAAAGCCAAGAAUAAGGAGCGAAUCGAGUCUUACUCAUUUUAA
Lodderomyces orthopsilosis Co 90-125 is the source of this 1674-nucleotide messenger RNA. RefSeq lists its product as uncharacterized. The transcript has a single exon. Gene Ontology annotation, biological process: phosphatidylcholine biosynthetic process; phosphatidylethanolamine biosynthetic process. The record is from RefSeq and is a predicted model, not a curated record. Lineage: Eukaryota; Fungi; Ascomycota; Pichiomycetes; Serinales; Debaryomycetaceae. Gene Ontology annotation, molecular function: ethanolamine kinase activity; choline kinase activity. Gene Ontology annotation, cellular component: cytoplasm. The coding region runs from base 1 to 1674 and encodes 557 amino acids.